AAUAAAGAGGACAGAACUUUAUAUUUGAUAAAACUGUAUCGGUGAACAGAUUUCGUUUGUUUUUAUAUCGUAUAUAUGUAUCUAUACACGCAGGCGUAUAUACAUAUAUUUUGAAAGACUUGAAAUAAAGAAGUGUUUGUUAUUGACAAGUGCGAUGGCUAAUAACGUUCAGCAAUAUCAGCAGCAGCAGCAACAACAACAACAGCAGCAGCAGCAACAAGGUACGAACGGCGCGAAUCCCCAUCAUUGCAAAGAGUGCGGUUUGUAUCUGAACUCGGCCGAAAGUUUGGAGGUGCACCUGCAGUACCACAAAGAGAAUCUGAUGAACAAGUGGGCGAGUCCGGAAGAGACGAACAACAACACUACCGGAGGAGCGAGCUCCAAAGUCGGACCGACGACAUCCCCAUCAGCGGCAGCAGCUGCAGCAGCAGGAGGAGGACAGCAGACGAGCGGUAAUAGUAAUAGUAGUAGCAAUGGAGCAGCAGCAGGAGCGGGUGGCGUAGUAGGCGUAGGAGGAGUGUUUGCAAGUACGGUAGCUGCGGCCGCCGACAGUUCUGAUGCGAUGAUGAUGAAGAAGAGUCCCGAAUAUUCGAGGGCGACUCCUGAAAACAACUUUGGUCAUCCGCCGACGCCGCAGAGCUAUCACAGCGCGUCAUCGCCAUACCAGACGCCCGAAAACUCUGCCUUUUCGCCGGGUUUCCAGAACUACCAGCAGCAGCCCAUAAAAACAGAACGAUCUUCGCCGACUUUUCAAUACCCCACAUUCCAAGAUGCUCAAUUCUUUAAUUUGGAUCAGCCGCAGCCGCAGCAGCCGUACGCACAAGAAUAUCCCGUUCAUAAGAUGCCCUCGCAAAACUCGUUCAGGUACCAUCCGUACCAACAAUCCGGGCCGUACGAAAGACCAGUAACUCAGGUGACUAGUUCAAGUCCGGCUUAUCCACCGCAACCGACGCCUUCACCUAGUCCAAAGCAGUGCGACAAGUGCGGAUACGUCUGCGAGUCUGCCUCGCAGCUGAUCGAACAUAUCAACGUGGCCCAUCCGCCGACGCCGUCUCCGCAUCUCGGCAACUACCAAUUCAAUUUUCCGCUUCAGCCUAACGAGAUCAAGACGGAAGAUGAUGCACAGAGCGAGAUAUUAGACCUGGACUCGCACAAGGUGGUGCACCAGGUGUACCAAGAGGAGGAGAAGAGCAAUCCGCACAGCGUUAACGCCAUGCUGAGUGCGUGGCCUCAACAUCUUGCGCAACAGCAGAAGAUGUACCUGCCGCUGCCGCAAUCGCAGCAGCAAGAUCAGAGAAUGAUGAUGUUCCAGCAACAGCAGGAUUAUAUAACGACGACAGGCGCUCCUCAGGACGCGUACAGACCGUUCGAUCAUUUGCAACCUCCGGCUCAACAAUCUGCUCCUGCGAUAACCAGCACGCAAGUCGUGAAUCAGCCGGUGGUGGCGGCGCCAGCAGUCAGCGCAAAGAGCACCAACUGGAAGUCGAACGAAGCCCGACGACCGAAGACGUACAAUUGCACCGCCUGCAACAAGUGGUUCACCAGCUCCGGUCAUCUGAAGAGACACUACAACACCACACUGCACAAGAACGCUGUGAAGUCGAGCGGACAACCUGAUCCCGCAACGCUUCCGAUCAGCGCUCAUCAUCAUCCGGCAAGAGAAUCGACGUCGAGCAGAGAGAAUGAAAUGAAUUCGAACAGUCCGACGGAGGAUUCGCGCAGCGAAGACGGAUACGAGAGGGCGGUGAUGCCGCAGGGACUCCUGCAGCAACCGCCGAACGGUCCCUACGACCGGCACCACCAUCCGAUAGGCCUCGGACCUCCACCUCUUCAAGUACCACCACCACCUCAACAAAACACAUUGGGAACGAGUCCCCCAAACGGGGAAGCAGGCCCCUCAGCUACCACCAACAACCUCGAUUCGAGGGGCCUGCUAUCCACCACCAACACCACCUCCCCCAAUUCCAUCAACAAUACACAGGACAGCAACACCACCACCAACCACCUCCAUCAGCAGCACCUCACCACCACCAACAACACUGGGCAUCCGCAUCAGCAGCAGCAAUACACACUCAUGGGACAGCAGCAGCCUUUGAUGGACAACAGCCAAUUUCAGAUGUACCCAAACGAGUGUGCCCCCCACGUUACGCAAGUUACGGCUACCAACAGCCUCAGUACUACUGGUGAAACAGAUCAAUUCAACCAGGAGUACACGACGACGGCAUCAGAUUCCCAGCCGCUGCCGAGCUUCUCGCAGUUCAACAAUCGCUUCGGCCUUUUGUUGGGAUACAAUACCGUCAAUAACGUGGGGGGCCAGGGUCCGGCAACGGCCCCAUACACCUCAUACUACAGUACACCCGCAACGACGGCCGCAAUUGCCGCCGGUCCAGGCAGCUUUGAAAGUUUUCGCGGCGCCGACGAUGACUACAAGUUAACCGUUCUAACCGCUGCUGAGACGGAUCCUCUGACUGCCGUAACCCAGCAGCAGCAUCACCAGCUUCUGCACCCUCUGCAUCCGCAGCACCUUCAUCAGCAGCAGCUGCACUACCUCACCGACAACAAUAACAUCGCUUUGGCCACCGCUUACACGGACAUCGAACCUAAGAUGGACACGUUGGAGGAUCUGAAAAUAAAAUUCGAGACUUCACCUCUGUCGCCGGAGAAGGCGCACACUAAACGCGAUUACGAGGAGACGACCGGCAGCCCUCAGAUCACCUCCACCUCUACGGUGCAGGUCAGCAAGAACGGCCUCCACAAAUGCUACGACUGUGAUAAAGUCUUCAAUAAAUCCUGCUACCUGACUCAGCACAACAAAACCUUCCACAACGGCGAGAAACCGUUCAAGUGCACGCGCUGCGGGAAGCGCUUCUCCUGCAACGAGCAAUACCAGGAGCACUCCAGCAAGCACGCAGGAGAGAAGCCCCACAAGUGCGACCUCUGUCCGAAACAGUUCAAUCACAAGACGGAUUUGCGUCGUCACAUGUGCCUUCAUACCGGCCAGAAACCGUACGCUUGCGACAUUUGCGGUAAGGGUUUUAUCCGCAAGGAUCACAUGCUGAAGCACAGCGAAAUACACAACAAGAAAUCGCACUCCAAGAUGUCCAUAUCGGCCCGAUAAAACGGAAGAAACACAUGUGAUGCAAUUAUUACGCCCAAUUCCUGCCCGUGGAGAGGAGGAUGCAGACGAGGAAAGAAGAAGGAAGUAAAGAGGAAAAGACGAUGAAGAUGUACAAGUCAACUAGACAGACGCCCACCCACCCAUCAUCGCCAUCCACCAAAUGCAACCAACACCAACCCCUUAAAACAACGCCCCUAGUCUUCAUCAAUGCAAAAUUGCUCUAAUUUUUCUCUCUGGUAAAGAAAAUCGCACAAACCACCAAACCAUUUUAUUUUUAUUAAUAUUUAACAUGAUUAUUUUAGUAUAUUUUCCUUUUAUGAUAACGAAAGAAAUGAGAAUAAACCAUACUUGUACAUAGCGCCCAAAAAUUAAUUAUAUAUUUUUUUUUCCACAUUUUUUUAACACCACGGAGAAAAGUAUAGAUAAAUAAAAAAUA
Messenger RNA from Nicrophorus vespilloides, 3554 nucleotides. RefSeq lists its product as uncharacterized. The coding region runs from base 155 to 3118 and encodes 987 amino acids. The transcript has a single exon. The record is from RefSeq and is a predicted model, not a curated record. Gene Ontology annotation, biological process: regulation of cytokine production; negative regulation of transcription by RNA polymerase II; regulation of immune system process. NCBI's taxonomy places the organism in Eukaryota, Metazoa, Arthropoda, Insecta, Coleoptera, Silphidae.